AUGGCCGUUCCUGCCGCCUCAUCGAUAGUUUCAUACGGAGGAGCAGCCACUUCCAACUUUCUUACAACCCCAAUUUCUCCAUUUCUCGCUGGAUUUUAUAGUUCUAAUUUCGUUUCUGAUCGGAUAAGUUCAUGUGCACCGUAUCGAGUCGACAGAAUCAGAGAAAGACUGGAAAACGAAGAAGAAGAAGAUGAUGAAUAUCCACCUGAUGACCACCGCCGAGGCGCCCUAUUCUGUCGGUCUGGCACUUGGCUUGAACUUCUUCCAAUUGAAAACGAAGAAGAUGGUUCAACAAGAGUCAAAGUGCACGGAACGAAAGAAGAAAACUCGAAAUUCAGUAUAGUCGAGUUCAUAUCAGUGGCGAUGAGUCUUGUUUCGAUACGUGGUGUUGAGACAAAAAACUUCAUUUGUAUGGAUCCAUCGGGGAAAUUAUAUGCGACGCCCACGUCGAACUACUCAACAGAAUGCGUUUUUACGGAGGAAAUGAUGGAGAAUUAUUACAAUUUAUAUGCAUCUUGUGCUUAUGGGAAUCGAGUAAAUCCGUGGUAUAUUGAAUUACGGAAAAGCGGAAAACCGAGAAAAGGACCGAAUUCGAAGAAGAGACGAAAAGCAAGUCAUUUCCUAGUUGUUCAUCAUGAUUUGGAUCGAUUCGGACCCGCAGUUCCCAAUGGAAAUGACGUGACGUCUUUGGUAGUUGCUUCAUUAUUCCAUCAACCACCGAGUCAUCCACUAUUCCGUCAUCGAACUGUUACGAAGCCACCGAAUCCACAUCGUAUUUCAAAUUUACGAGCAAAGGUGGAAGUGGCGGAUCCAGUUGAAAGAGCAAGAUUACUUCAAGCAGAGAAAAAGAAGAGAAGAGAAAAGAAAAAACGAAGGAGAGAAGACCGAUUGAGGAGAGAGGAACGCAUAAGACAAGCGCGUCGACAAGAAAUAAAAGAUCUCCGAGCAGAAGAACUACGUCGUCUGGAAAUCGAAAAACAAGAAAGAGAAAGGAAACAAGCUGCAGCCGCGGCCGCCGCCGCAGCCGCAGCAGCGGCACGUCUUCGGGCUCAAACAAAGACUACAAUGAAUCCAUACCCAGCUUAUCGUCCUCAACAAACUCCACCAUCACAACAGUAUAAUCCACAGAGAACUCAGUAUCCAACGUCUUCCAAUUCUUCUUCUUAUCCACCGCAUUCAUCUGGAUCUCUUCCACCUCCUCGUGCUGCUUAUAAUCCAUAUUAUCAAACACCUCAAGCAACUCCAGGUCCCUUAACAACAACAACAACUCCGUAUCCAUAUUCUGUUCACCAUCAACAACAGCAACAUCACCACCAUCACGGACAUCAUCAACACCAUCAUCAACAUCAUCAGCAGCAACAACAACAACAACAACAACAACAAUUGCAACAACAACAACAAUUACAACAACAACAACAACAACAAUUGCAACAACAACAACAAUUGCAACAACAACAACAACAACAAUUGCAACAACAGCGUGUUGUCUAUUCCUAUCCACAACCAUCUUCUACGAAAUUCCAACAACCCUCAGAAGAUCCACGUCGUCAAUACUAUCCGCAACAACAACUACAACAACGGAUACAACAUCAACAGCCACAACAAGAACAAUACCAAUAUCACCAACAACAACAGCUCCAACCACAGUUGCAACCACAACAACAACAACAACAACAAUUCCAGCAACAACAUCAACAACAGUAUGCAACAGCUCAUACAGUGUCCAACCCGAAUCGUCAAAAUGUUAAUUACCAACGAUACCCACGAUAG
Messenger RNA from Caenorhabditis remanei, 1770 nucleotides. RefSeq lists its product as uncharacterized. Gene Ontology annotation, biological process: positive regulation of cell population proliferation; regulation of cell migration; fibroblast growth factor receptor signaling pathway. The coding region runs from base 1 to 1770 and encodes 589 amino acids. Gene Ontology annotation, molecular function: fibroblast growth factor receptor binding; growth factor activity. Gene Ontology annotation, cellular component: cytoplasm. The record is from RefSeq and is a predicted model, not a curated record. The transcript is spliced from 7 exons. Lineage: Eukaryota; Metazoa; Nematoda; Chromadorea; Rhabditida; Rhabditidae.